This is a messenger RNA of Striga hermonthica, 1230 nucleotides long. NCBI's taxonomy places the organism in Eukaryota, Viridiplantae, Streptophyta, Magnoliopsida, Lamiales, Orobanchaceae. The record is from the annotation of a GenBank genome assembly.
AUGGCCAACGUGAGAAUAACUCUAUUGUUCAACUAUUUGUCACUCAUUCUCGCUAUUCAAACUGCAUCGACUCUCAAGCCGGCCUUGUCCGCACCUGAAGCUGCUCUUAUAAAAGGUCUUCCUGGUUUUAAUGGCAGUUUUCCUUCCAAGCACUACUCGGGGUAUGUCACCAUAGAUGAAAGUCAUGGUAAGAAAUUAUUCUACUAUUUUGUUGAGUCUGAAAGUAAUCCAGCAAAGGACCCUGUUGUUCUCUGGCUUAAUGGUGGGCCGGGCUGCUCGAGCUUUGAUGGGUUCGUAUACGAGCAUGGUCCAUUUAAUUUUGAGGCGGGAAAGUCACAUAGUGGCCUUCCCACUCUCCAUCCCAACCCAUACAGCUGGUCCAAGGUGUCUAGCGUUAUAUAUCUAGACUCCCCUGCUGGUGUUGGGUUAUCUCACUCAGGCAAUGAAUCUGACUACACAACGGGUGACUUGAAAACUGCCUCAGACUCCCAUACUUUCCUCCUCAAGUGGUUUGAGCUCUACCCAGAAUUCAUAUCAAAUCCAUUCUUUAUAUCUGGAGAAUCAUAUGCUGGAAUUUAUGUGCCGACUUUGGCCUAUGAAGUAGCUCAAGGUAUUGAUGCUGGUGUAAAGCCCAUUAUCAACCUGAAGGGUUACAUGGUGGGGAAUGGAGUUACGGAUGAUGUGUUUGACGGUAAUGCCCUUGUACCGUUUGCGCACGGUAUGGGUCUUAUAUCAGACGAACUUUUUGAGGCAGUUAGUGAUGAAUGCAAUGGUAACUACUACCCUCCCAAUGGUGAAAAUUGUGAAAAUAAUCUUGCAAAAGUCGAUGCAGCAAUCGCGGGCCUCAACAUAUACGACAUUCUCGAGCCAUGCUACCAUAGCCCAUCGAGUAAAAUUCUGCUCGAGAAUACAAAUUUGCCACCAAGCUUUAGGAGAUUAGGCGAGACUGAAAGGCCUUUACCGGUUAGAAAGAGAAUGUUUGGUCGUGCUUGGCCUUUUCGAGCACCUGUAAGAGAAGGAUAUGUCCCGACUUGGCCUCAACUUAUGAACAGUGAAGAUGUUCCUUGCACUGAUGAUGUAGUUGCAAAUGCAUGGCUGAACAAUGAAGCAGUUCGGAAAGCAAUUCAUGCUGAUAGUGAAAGUAAGGCUGGUAAAUGGGAUCUGGAGCCGGACACACUGUGCCAGAAUACAAACCACAGGAGGCUUUGCAGUUCUAUUCGCGUUGGCUGA